CUACUUUUCCACUCGGCGGCGGGGACUACUUCCUCCCCCGCGGAGGGGUCGGGCGCGCACGGCAUGGCGGCGGCGGCGCGCGCCUGAGGAGAGGGACGCCGGCCCCGGCAGGCCUCGGCGCGGCCUACACGCUUCGCUCGCCCGCUCCCGCCUCCCUGCCCGCGCCCGGCCAUGGCGGAGCCGUCUCCCGCCCGCCGCCCGGUGCCCCUCAUCGAGUCGGAGCUGUACUUCCUCAUCGCGCGGUACCUGUCGGCGGGCCCGUGUCGGAGAGCGGCCCAGGUGCUGGUGCAGGAGCUGGAGCAGUACCAGCUGUUGCCGAAGAGGCUGGACUGGGAGGGCAACGAGCACAGCAGGAGCUACGAGGAAUUGGUCUUAUCCAAUAAACAUGUGGCUCCUGACCAUCUGUUGCAAAUCUGCCAGCGUCUCGGUCCUAUGUUGGAUAAAGAAGUCCCACCCAGUAUUUCAAGAGUCACUUCUUUACUUGGUGCAGGAAGGCAGUCUUUGCUACGUACAGCAAAAGACUGCAGGCACACAGUUUGGAAGGGCUCUGCCUUUGCUGCUCUUCACAGAGGAAGACCCCCGGAAAUGCCAGUCAACUAUGGUUCCCCGCCAAGUCUCGUGGAGAUACAUCGAGGAAAACAACUCACAGGGUGUUGCACUUUUAGCACAGCCUUCCCAGGAACCAUGUAUCAGCAUAUAAAAAUGCACAGGAGGAUUCUGGGACAUCUGUCUGCUGUUUACUGUGUAGCAUUUGAUAGGACAGGACAUAGAAUCUUUACAGGCUCAGAUGAUUGUUUGGUAAAGAUUUGGUCCACACAUAAUGGCCGUCUGCUGUCCACGUUGCGAGGACAUUCUGCGGAGAUCUCGGAUAUGGCCGUGAACUAUGAGAACACGUUGAUUGCCGCAGGAAGCUGCGAUAAGAUCGUUCGAGUGUGGUGCUUGAGGACGUGUGCCCCGGUCGCAGUGCUUCAGGGGCACACAGGGUCAAUUACGUCUCUACAGUUCAGUCCAAUGGCCAAAGGCUCUCAAAGGUACAUGGUUUCCACUGGUGCAGAUGGGACAGUUUGCUUUUGGCAGUGGGACUUAGAGUCCCUGAAAUUCAGUCCACGACCCCUGAAGUUCACUGAAAAGCCUAGGCCGGGAGUUCAGAUGCUUUGUUCUUCUUUUAGUGUUGGUGGUAUGUUUUUAGCAACGGGCAGCACUGAUCAUGUGAUCAGAAUGUACUUUUUGGGUUUUGAAGCACCAGAAAAAAUCGCAGAACUUGAAAGCCACACUGAUAAAGUAGAUAGUAUUCAAUUUUCUAACAGUGGUGAUCGGUUCCUAAGUGGUAGCAGAGAUGGAACAGCACGGAUUUGGAGGUUUGAGCAGCUGGAAUGGAGAAGCAUCUUAUUGGACAUGGCAACCAGGAUCUCGGGGGACUUGUCCUCAGAAGAAGAAAGGUUUAUGAAACCGAAAGUAACAAUGAUAGCUUGGAAUCAGAAUGACAGCAUUGUUGUCACUGCUGUGAACGAUCAUGUCCUCAAAGUGUGGGAUUCCUAUACGGGACAGCUUCUCCAUAACUUACUGGGUCAUGCUGAUGAAGUAUUUGUUUUGGAGACACAUCCUUUUGAUCCCAGAAUUAUGUUAUCUGCAGGACAUGAUGGCAGCAUAUUUAUAUGGGAUCUUACGAAAGGCAUCAAGAUGAAACAUUAUUUUAAUAUGAUUGAAGGGCAAGGACACGGAGCGGUGUUUGACUGUAAAUUCUCCCAGGAUGGACAGCAUUUUGCUUGUACAGAUUCUCAUGGACACCUUUUAAUAUUUGGUUUUGGAUGCAGCAAACCAUAUGAAAAGAUUCCUGAUCAAAUGUUCUUCCACACUGACUAUCGACCUCUCAUUAGAGAUUCUAAUAAUUAUGUCUUAGAUGAGCAAACUCAGCAGGCCCCUCAUCUUAUGCCUCCACCAUUCUUAGUGGACGUGGAUGGAAAUCCUCAUCCAACUAAGUACCAGAGAUUGGUACCAGGCCGAGAGAACUCUGCAGAUGAGCACCUGGUUCCUCAGCUCGGAUACGUGGCCACAAGUGAUGGAGAGGUAAUUGAGCAAAUUAUAAGCCUCCAAAGCAAUGAUAGUGGUGAGCGAAGCCCGGAGUCCAGUCUUCUUGAUGGAAUGAUAAGACAGUUGCAGCAACAGCAGGACGAGAGACUGGCAGUGGAUCAGGACGCCAGCGCCAGUGGACUGCCAAGUGGGGAAGAAACCCCGCGGAGAGGCUUUAGAAGACUAAGUUUAGAUAUCCAGUCCCCCCCAAAUAUUGGCCUGCGUCGUAGUGGACAAGUUGAAGGCGUUCGGCAGAUGCAUCAGAAUGCUCCGAGGAGUCAGAUGGCUACGGAGCGUGACCUGCAAGCCUGGAAGCGAAGAGUGGUUGUACCAGAGGUACCACUAGGCAUAUUUAGGAAGUUGGAAGAUUUUCGGAUGGAGAAAGGUGAGGAGGAAAGGAAUCUUUACAUAAUAGGAAGAAAAAGGAAGAGUGCCCAGCUCUCGCAGAAGACAGACUCAGUGGUUCCAGUGUCACAGUCAAGACAGAGGACGUGUAGACGUAAAUAUCUGAAUUAUGGUCAAAGAGAUCUGCAUGAGUUAUCUUCUGAAGAUGAGUCUUCAGGGUCCGCAAGACAUGAGACCUCCUGUGAUGCAAGUGAAGGCUCUUGUUCUUCAGAAGAGGAUGAGUGGAAAAAUGAUAGAAAGAGUGACAGCUACAGCGAGAGUUCAAGCGACUCUUCGUCUAGAUACUCUGAUUGGACGGCUGACGCAGGCAUCAACUUGCAGCCUCCUUUGCGAACAUCCUGCCGGCGACGAGUCACCAGAUUUUGUAGUAGUUCAGAAGAUGAAAUGUCUACUGAGAAUUUAUCACCUCCAAAAAGGAGACGAAAAAGAAAGAAAGAUAGUAAGCCUAAAAAAGAGAAUUUGUGUAGAAUAACUCCAGCAGAACCAGCAAAUACGGAACAUUUAUGUGAAUUUCAUCCUCCAGUGUGGAUAACUGACACAGCACUCCGAAAAUCUCCUUUUGUUCCUCAGAUGGGGGAUGAGGUGAUCUAUUUUCGACAGGGUCAUGAAGCUUACAUUGAAGCUGUGAGAAGAAGCAAUAUUUAUGAACUAAACCCUAGCAAGGAGCCAUGGAGAAAAAUGGAUCUCCGGGAUCAAGAAUUGGUGAAAAUAGUUGGAAUACGGUAUGAGGUUGGACCACCUACACUUUGUUGCCUCAAACUAGCGUUUAUAGACCCAGCAACUGGGAAACUCACGGAUAGAGCUUUCUCUAUUAGAUACCACGAUAUGCCAGAUGUUAUUGAUUUCCUGGUAUUGCGUCAGUUUUAUGAUGAAGCAAGACAGAGGAAUUGGCAGUCGUGUGACAGAUUCCGCUCUAUCAUUGACGAUGCUUGGUGGUUUGGGACAGUGUUACGUCAAGAGCCGUACCAGCCACAGUAUCCUGAUAGUCAUUUCCAAUGCUACGUUGUCAGGUGGGACAAUACUGAAAUUGAAAAACUUAGCCCAUGGGAUAUGGAGCCAAUUCCUGAUAAUGUCGAUCCACCCGAAGAGUUAGGAGCCAGUAUUUCUGUCACCUCAGAGGAACUGGAGAAAUUGCUUUAUAAACCACAGGAUGGUGAAUGGGGACAGAAAUCAAGGGAUGAAGAAUGCGACCGAAUUAUCCGUGGUAUAGAUCAACUUUUGAAUCUUGACAUAGCAGCAGCUUUUGCAGGUCCUGUGGAUCUGUGCACAUACCCGAAGUACUGCACUGUGGUAGCUUAUCCCACUGAUUUGUACACAAUCCGCAUGAGGCUGGCCAAUCGCUUUUACAGGAGACUAUCGGCAUUAAUUUGGGAAGUCAGAUACAUAGAACAUAAUGCCAGAACCUUUAAUGAACCUGAGAGUGUAAUUGCAAGGUCAGCCAAAAAGAUUACUGAUCAACUUUUAAAAUUUAUCAAGAAUCAAGAUUGUACAAAUAUUGCAGAACUUUCUAACGUGUCUGAAAGUGAUGAUCAAAAUGCUGAGGAUUUGGAUGACAGUGAUCUUCCUAAAACAUCUUCUGGAAGGAGGGGAGUGCACUACUGGAGAAGAAGGAGGAGCAAAGCUGCAAGCCGUGCUGAGAGCAGGUGGAAGAGACAGUGUAAGGAACUAGUGAACUUGAUUUUUCAGUGUGAAGACUCUGAGCCGUUUAGACAGCCUGUGGAUUUGGUUGAAUAUCCAGACUACCGAGAUAUUAUAGAUACUCCAAUGGAUUUUGGAACAGUAAGGGAAACUCUAGAAGCUGGCAAUUAUGACAGCCCUAUGGAAUUUUGCAAAGACAUCCGAUUGAUAUUUAGCAAUGCAAAAGCGUAUACACCAAACAAAAGAUCAAAGAUUUACAGUAUGACCUUGAGAUUGUCUGCCUUAUUUGAAGAAAAAAUGAAGAAAAUCUCUUCUGACUUUAAAAUUGGUCAAAAAUUUAGUGAAAAACUUAGAAGAAGCAAGAGAUUCCAGCGACAGCAGAAGCGGAGUAGUGCUGCUCAGGCUAACAGCAUUGUCAGAAAUACCAAGCAAAAGCGUGUGAAAUCUCAGACAAAAAUAAUUGCUGAGUUGGUAGGUUCUUCUGCACAGUCUACCUCAAGUAGGGCGGCUUACUCUGCAGCCCCCAGGACAAGUGCUGGUGUUUCUUCAGGUGUUACUUCGGAUGACUCUUCAGAUUCAGCAAGAUCAUCAGAAAGGCCGAGAAGAAAUAGACCUCUAACUCUGAGAAAUGGGUCUUCGUUUUCUGAAAGUGAAGAUGAGGAUUCCUCAGCUAUCUCUUCAUCGUCUUCAGCUUCAAAUAGUUCAGAGGAAAGCAAAGCAGAAAGUUCAAGGGCUUGUGAGUCCUUCCAUGGUGGGAUGUCAAGCAGCAACAAUCUCAGAGUGACCAGAACUAGGGCUGCUCAGAAAAGAGCCGGUCUUGCUUCUGUAGAAAAUGGAUACUGUCGUAAAGCCACUCGGAAGAGGGUCUAUCUAACUGAUUCUGAUAACAAUUCAUUCGAUAAUGGUGAGGUUCUAAACACCAGAGCUGGAAAUAACCGAAAAAUACUACGGAAGUGUGCUGCUGUGGCUGCCAGUAAGAUCAAGCUCAUGAGCGAUGUGGAAGAGAAUUCGAGCUCGGAAAGCGUCUGCUCUGGGAGGAAGCUGCCCCAUCGCAAUGCUUCAGCUGCAGCUAGGAAAAAGUUACUGCAGAAUUCUGAAGAUGAUCAGAGCGGGAAAUCUGAGCCUGAAGAAGAGGAACUGGAAGUUGAGCGUCAGCCCUCGCCCGGGAUCACAUCUCAUGCUGCCCACAGUGCUGCCAGUGGGUCUGGAAACGGAGAUUCCGAGUCAGAAAGUGAUCUGCGGGUAGCCCGGAAGAACUGGCAUGCCAAUGGUUACAGGUCUGAUAGUGCACCAGCUUGGAAAGCAAAAUUCCUCAAGAUAGAGUCUUCUGAGGACUCAGACGAUGGAAGCUGGACUGCUGGCCCGUCGACCUCGGGGGAGAGACUGCAGGCAGAAAGCGCUUCGGAGGGUGCAGACUCGGAGCCAGGACAGCAUAGUGGUAGGAAAUCUAACUCGAUUCACAGGAGAGUGCAUUUCUCUAAAACAGCAAAGAUCUUGAGUGAUUCGGAAGAGUCUGCACUUGAAGGUCAAAGUGGGGAAGGCAGUCUGUGUCAGCAGGCAGAAGCACUGAGCGAUUCGGAAGGGUCUGAAGGUCAAGCUGGAGAAGGCAGUGAGUGGCAGAAAGGAGAAGCGACUGCCGUGUCCCAAGGUGUGCAGGGUGACUCUGCUGCUGGGUCCCCAUGGUUCUCAGAUCAGGUGUCUGAAUCUGAUUCAGAUUCAGCUGAUGAUAAAGCAAAGGAAAGACUCAACAAUUUGACGAAAGAUUCUACAUGCCAAGACAAUGGACAAAACAGAAAAAUUUCCAGGAAAAGGAUCUGUUCCAGUGACUCCGAGAAUAGUUUAAAGGUGGUUAAGAAACCAUUACAAGCCAGAACGGGUCUUGUGACAGUUACUCGAAGAGGUGCCUCUAUGGCUGCCGACAAAGUGAAGCUGCUGAGCAGUGGAGAAGAUGUCGGUUCAGAAAAUAUACGCACUAGAAGCAGAAAUGGGAGGAAGACCCCCCUCCGCUUCGCUUGUACCGCCGCUGACAAGGUGCUGAGUGAUUGUGAGGGAGAUGUCAGUUGUGAAGGCGAGUCCUUGGGGCCUGACCCUGCAGCUGCUGCCAGAGGCGCUGGGCAGGAUGUAAAUGGCAACUCAGACUCCGAAGGUGCUGUGGGUUCAGCACGCACGAGCAGGCACACCAGAAGCCACAGCCCAAGUGCGCCUUCUGCGACCAAGCGUUCCUCUGUCAGGUCUUCAGAAGAAGAUUCACAGAGCCGUGUUCCCAGACGUGUGACGGGUAGAAAGUUUUCUUCUGCUUCCACCUUGGCACAAAAGACUACUGCAGAGAAUAACUCUGAGGAGGAGCUGAGCUACGGGCUGCGCAGAUGGAAUGGAAGGCGACUCAGGACUUACGGAAAGGCUCCCUUCAGUAAGAGCGAAGUGAUCGGUGAUUCGCAGGCAGUUGCAGACGUAGAAGUAAAAAGGAAGAGACUGCGUCCUGAAUUAGAAAACGUGAGAAUGCAUGAAACAAGAGAGAGUUCCAAGUCUGGCCCCGACAUGAGUCCCCGAUCCUCUGAUUUGGGGUCUGUCACUGAAUCAGAUGAGGACUGUACUGAUAAAACAAAAACCAAAAGGAGGAAAACUAAAGGAAAAGCAAAAGUAGUUAGAAAAGGUAAAACGUUUACAACUAGCCCGUGCAAAGCUGUGAGACGGCCGAGACAGAGCAAACGUCCUCGGCUAGCCGUGGAUGACGACUGGGAGGACGUGGACUGUGCAGGAUCUAAGAGAGUUCUCCGACGUUCAAAAAUAAAGACGAGAAAUCAGGGUAGACGGACCGUGAGGUACCAUGAUGGGGAUGAUGACAGAAGCUUGGAGAAUGGGCUAGAGUUCAAUGAUUGCACCUUAUGACCUAGAGGGAAAGCCAGUCCAUUCAAAGAGGAAAAUGGACUGGAAUUUAUGAUGAAAGCUGGCUGUUGAAAUUAUUUUUUUGUCUUACAAUUCAGGGAAUAUAUUUAUAUUUUUCUAUGAAAAGUUAUGAAUGUGACUAAAUCAUGACUGUUAUUUUUAUUUGCACUUGCUGGUCUUUGUAGCAGCAUUCAGCACAGGUGCCAAGAUAUGCUUCAUUCUGGGGCAGAUCCGCUCUGACAGUAUGCGACUACAUCAAGCACGAGUUCAGUGUUAAACACUAGGCAGCCUGGUGAUCAGAAGCCAAUGAGCAUUACUUUUGUGGUAGCAAGUGUCAAGCAGUCAUUUUACGAAUUUGCCCAGAAGUGGUAGUUUCUAGCCCCUAUCCUGCGAUAGAAUAACUAUUUCACAUGACCUGUGUUUACAGAUUCUUCGUAAAUAUUAUGUGUAUACUGACAUUACAGUCAGAGGAGGUAGAACCGUGACUGAUAAGCCUGACACCUACCACUUUCCCCCUUUCCUUGACUUCUUGAGUAGAAUGCAUUAUGCCAGAUUGGGUCGUUUUCAUUGAAAUGCUUCCAAUUUUCCUUCCAAAUGCUGUUGGACCUUUUUAUUUUCUUUUUGAGGAAGAAUUUAUUAUUUUUGUUUUAUAAACUUGAAUUUAUUAAGUGCUGGCAAAUUACUUUGAAUGUGUUGAGUGGAUAUUUUAAAUCUCUAAGCCAGAGUAUAGGUAUAGCAUUUUCUUUCCAACUGUGCACUAAGAAAAUAUUAUAUAAUUUGUCUUCUAGCCAAGAUCUCUUAAUUUCCAUGGUAAAGGAUUUAACCAAAAUGUUGCUCUUCCAUAAUUUUACUCUGAAUAGAGGAGUUUGUGUGCCUUAGAUUAAGGAGUAUAGAGUGUACUGGGCUAAAAGAGUAUUUAAGUUAUAUAUCAAUCUCCCCCAUCUGUAUUAAAUUUAGAGAGUUGGGUUGUGUCAAGAGUGCAGCUGCAGAUCUUAUGUAGGAAGAUGGUUACCACCCCUCUGUGUUCUCGCUUGUUGCUGUCAUGCACAGUCCUAAGAAUUUUUUUUUGCUGGGGCAGUUAAGUGUAUCUUAACAUGACCUCUUAUCGAAAUAUAAGAGAUUGUUGUGUGGAAACUAAGUUAGGAAUCCAUUUAAAUCAAAGCUUUUUCUCACCAUCAGAUACCACAGCACAUUGACUUAUGAGCCAGAUACUCUGACUUAAGGCUUUUCCAGUGUAGGUGGCCAUUUCCUGGACUUUGUGCCUGCAGAUGGACUUGAUUCAGUGGUUUACAUGCUUAGUAUCUAAGGAGCCUAUUACAGUUCGCCCAUAUUUAUUUAUUGGCUCUACUUGUGUUUGGUUGAAUUAACCCUUUUCCCCUGUGUGUGUCCUUGAGGUGGCAGAAAAAAGAAAGUAUCCGACUCUGAUUUCAGUGUUAGAGAAUGUUGAAGUGUUCCGCUUGGAGUUAUCUGACUGCUGUUAGGACAUUAACGACUGAGAUAGGCGAGAUCCUGUCACGUCGGCAGUUCAGAAAGCUGUCACAACUUGAGAACUCCAAUGUCUUUUCCUCAAAGCUCAUGUUUAAGAUUCAAGAUGAUUGUCUCUGACCUCCAAAAAAACAGUAGUAUGCCUUUUACCUCCCUAAUGUUUAAGAACUGGUUAAUAGAUGUAAGUUUCAUUAACUUAUUUAAAUUUCUUAAGUUUCUCUGUUUCGUAUCUAUUCUCAGGGUUAUAACUCCAUGUUUACCAUCAUCUGCAAAGAGGUACCAAAACCCAAUAACUAAAAUACAAAGUACAUUCAUAAGUCCAUAAAUUCUUUUGGCAAAAUAAUACCUUGACAGUUUAGGCUUCAUGAACGGAUCUGUUUUCAUAUUUUGGCCCGGAUGAACCAGUGCUUGAUUGCUUAGUCAGCUGCUGGGUUUUCUUCUGUCCAUAAUGGUUAGAGCCUUGUUGCGCAGUGUUUUCCUGUGCUCAGACUUGGUUUCAUCAGGAAGAGCAGGAGACGGGCCAGGAGACCAGAAGCAUGGCUGGUGGCGGCAGCUUCUUGCCUGCUGAAGGGUAAAACUCAAGCGGCUGUGGAGAAGUCAUUUUUAUGGGGUUGGUUUUUUUGAGGGGGGUGGUUUAUGGUGCUAUUCCUAAGGUUAUCUUUGAAUAUUGACACACUCCUAAGUAUCUUUAGGGAAAAGUAAUAAUUAAUAGUUAAAAUGUUUACAUUGAGCACUAGAACAUGUCUGACUUUUUUUCUCCUUUAUGCAGAAUGCGCAGGGAUUGAAUGCACACAUGUACUUUAGUGUUUAGGAUCAGGCUGUACUUUUCUUGAGAAAAAAGUAAAAGGUUACAAAGUGAAUGUGAACUGAUCCAGAAAUAAGUGCUAUAGCUUUCCAUUGCACUUGAAAUAAUUUAAUAGUAUUAAAAACAAAAAACAAACUUUUUUUUUUUACUGUGGUUGUGUAUGUCCAGAGUCCCAUGGUUUUAUUCAUUUGUGUUUUUUAGAGGGUUUUGAAAUGUUUAGAUUUAAUUUUUGCUUCCUUUGAAGGAUUAAUCUUACUGAGCAUAUUAAGAAAAAGUGAUUUCAUACAUGGAAAAAACAAGUGAGAUUUAAACAUGUUUCCCCAUGUCCUUAUUUUAAAAGGGUGUGCUGACAAUGUGUAGUAACUAAUGAAUAAAAAGAAAAAUUUAUCCCAUUUUCAGAUAAUCCUUAGGGUGCUCAUUCUUUUUUUUUCUUUCUCCAUUGAAAAUGUCCAAUUAAACAACUUCUCAAUUUGAUGCUCCUUGGAAAGCAAUUACAACACAAAGGUUCUUCCAAAUGCUAGAGGGUUAUACCUGUGCAAGAAAUUGGCCUUACAAUCAGACAAUGGAAGGAAAGCACUGAAGUUUUAGAAAAAGACACUUCAAAAUCUGGAAGUAGAAACGGAAAAAAUCCCAACGCCAGCUGAGGGUGUUGCUGUCUGCGAACUAAGAAGCCUGCGUCACUGAGUCCUGUGCCCUCACUGGUGUGCCCUUCAGUAAAACAUCUGGUCAAAAAAUAAUGUUGGCUGCUAGCAUUUUUUUUUCCUGCUUAGAACAAUCUAUGACUUGAUUCCAGAGUUUAUGAACUUCAUUGUAAUGGUCUUAAAAACUAAAUUGAGGUUGUCAUCUCUGUCAGCACAAGUUGAAUUUGUGUCAAUUGAAAAAAGUCAGGUAUAUCAGUGCAGUGUAAGAACAAGGAUAAGGGCGUGUGGGUUUGCUUCACGGCACUGCUCUUUUGAGGAAGUCUCAGAUGGCUAGAAAAUGGUCUUGUUGCUUUGCUCUGUGGCUGAAACAGCCCCGUUCUCAUCUAAAUCCAUGUAUUUAUCAAACAUCUGGCAAUUGUCACAAAUACUUUUUUCUUACGCUAUGUGGUUGUCUGUAUGAUGUAAUGGAACAAAACUGUUGAAAAAAUUCACUUGUUUUAAGCAAGUCAAUACCUCUUGGCUUCUGUGAAGAACAGAAUAAUAAAGCAGAAAGUAACACA
Molecule: messenger RNA, 10490 nt
Organism: Ochotona curzoniae (black-lipped pika)
Lineage: Eukaryota; Metazoa; Chordata; Mammalia; Lagomorpha; Ochotonidae
Gene: BRWD1
Product: bromodomain and WD repeat domain containing 1
Exons: 41
Coding region: 172-7002 (2276 amino acids)
Biological process (GO): cytoskeleton organization; regulation of cell shape; regulation of transcription by RNA polymerase II
Cellular component (GO): nucleus
Molecular function (GO): protein binding
Source: RefSeq, a predicted model, not a curated record